This is a messenger RNA of Caenorhabditis sp. 36 PRJEB53466, 4113 nucleotides long. The record is from the annotation of a GenBank genome assembly. Lineage: Eukaryota; Metazoa; Nematoda; Chromadorea; Rhabditida; Rhabditidae.
AUGGCCGAUGUGCAGGUAAGAGCUCCCGUUUCAAUUGUCGAGAAUUUAAAUGUAAACAUUCCAGAUCGAUUGCGAUGGAUUGAUUGUCUCUCCCGGAUUCAUCGAUUGCCAACUGAACGGUGAGACUGAAGGAACCUUCAUCUUUACAUUUUCCUAUUCUAGGCGGUUUCGGCAUCGACUUCUCGACGUACAACUCGAACGACGACGAUUACAAAGCGGGACUGCAGUCUGUUGCGAAACAACUUCUUGCUUACGGAGUCACCAGCUUCGCUCCAACUGUUAUCACCAGCUCGCCAGAAACUUAUCAUAAGGUACUGAAAGCAAACUCAGAGUCUGUUUCAGAGAUCCUCAAGAAACGACACUCCUAACACUGACCACUGCCCACCCUCUGACUGUCUGCGUCUCCCCGCUUGCUCUCUCUACUCGGAGUUUGUUUUCACCCUCGCCCGUCAGUCCUUUUUCUCCGCUUGACCCGUUCUUUCCUUAUCCGUUUUGUUCGUUUCUGCUUCUCUGUGAAUGGAUGAUGUUUGAUCUAUCAAAACUUGACAAAGUUGAAGGUCAUCAGUGAAAGUUCGCCCGAAGUUCAGUCAUUUUGGCACACUACAGAUCAAUUGCAUUGCUAGUCACUGAUCUAAAUCUCAAAAACAAUAUCGAUAUAUUUCAACAUAUUGAACUGUUGUUCGAGCGAAGCUUUCUCCUAACCACAUCGUCUCUUUUCCUCGCGCCAGAUGACUAAUUCACUUCUCCCGCCUCCCCCUCUCUCUUCUCAUUCACACACUCAGCCACAGUCUGCCUGUACAUGCUGUCCCUGCCCACCUUCCCUCUCACCGCACUUUCACCCGCGCCUCCUCUCAAUAGAACGUGGAUUGCAUUUGAUGUCGAAGUAGAGAACAUGCUGCCUGCCGAGUCACAGACGACGAGACGACCCAUGUUCAGCUUCCCGCCUGAUCGAUAGUUUUCCGAUCAUGAAGCUGGCCUCCAUAUGUGUGAUAUAAUUGUUUGAACUCCGGCCUGUUUUCGUGUCUCUGUUUGUCCUCCUCUCUCCACCCCACCUCUUUGUUCCUUUCCUCGGCCUUCACUCCAUUUCCUUUUUUGCAGGUUCUUCCCCUUCUCAAACCGUCAUAUGCGUCGUCCCAUGGAGCUGGAAUACUCGGUGGGUUUUCUCUCAUUUUUAUUCUGAAAGAGCGGCUGAACAAAUAGCAAUAUCUCGUCGUUGAAGUUUUUUCGCUACUGUUCCAUCACGGCCGAUUCGUAACACAGAGAAUCCACCUACUCUAUAUUUGUCCUAUUGCCCGUCUUAUCAUGAAAAUGAUAAGAAUGGAGUGCAUCGUAGACGACUAAUUGUUGCCUUGUUCUGUGAAACUUUCUUUUCUUUUCCUCGCAAUCAAUUCUUUCCUGCAGGUGCUCAUCUGGAAGGCCCCUUUAUUUCGGCCAACAAACGAGGAUGUCAUCCCGAACAGUUUGUGAUCUCUUCGUUCGGCUCCAAUCCGGCAAAAACUAUUGAAAAUGUGUACGGUAAUACCGAAAACAUUGCGAUCGUAACAAUGGCUCCGGAGUUGGAAGGUGCUAAAGAAGCGGUUGAAUACCUUGUUUCCGCGGGAGCUACAGUAUCCGUGGGGCACUCGUCCGCAAAGUUGGGUCCAGGUGAAAUGGCAGUGAAUGCAGGAGCCAAAAUGAUAACACAUUUGUUCAAUGCAAUGCAAUCCGUUAGUUUCCUUUUUCAAAAACUCGUUAAGUGUCUGAUGCUUGCAGUAUCAUCAUCGCGAUCCCGGGCUCAUUGGACUGCUCACUUCGUCCGCGUUGGAUCCGGGUCGGACUCUCUACUACGGUAUCAUUUCCGACGGCAUUCACACGCACGACUCCGCUCUCCGAAUCGCCUACCGUACAAACUCUGAAGGCCUAGUCUUAGUGACGGACGCCAUUGCGGCACUUGGGAUGGCCGAUGGAGUGCACAAACUGGGUGCACAGACAAUCCACGUGAAAGGUCUCGAAGCGAAGUUGGAUGCAACGGACACGACCGCAGGAAGGUGGGUCCUCAUUUUGAUUCAAUUCAACAUAAAAAAAAUAACUUUCUUUCCAGCGUCGCCAGCAUGCCGUACUGCAUUCGCCAUCUAAUCAAUGCGACCGGAUGCUCCAUUGAGUACGCUCUUCACUGUGCAACCCAUAAGCCUGGUGAGCUUUUUUUCAAAACUUCACAAAAGGAACAUUUCUCAGCUGCCCUGCUCGGCAUUAUCGAUAAAAAAGGAACAUUGAACGUGGGAAGCCUCGCCGACUUCGUAUUGAUCGACAUAAAUGUGAAUGUGAAGGCCACGUUCUGUUCGGGCGUUCGUGUCUUUGUUCAGUCCGCGUAAACAUUUAAUCCACUUCUUCUUACUCUCAAUUGAAUAAAUAUUCUGCAUUACAAGUCCUUCAUCGUUCAUGUUCUUGCACUGGAGUUUCUCAUCUCCUUGAUUACCUAUUAGUAUCCAUACUUUUUAAGUUCACUUAAUUGUUCUUCAGGUGAUGAGUGAAGAAGAAGGCCGUGAAAGGGCAGUUACUGCCGAAGGAGAUGCCGAGUCGAUGAACGACGGAAGAGCUCUCGUGCAGCCACCGGCUCGCAGUGGGGACGUUAUCACGUAAACAAUACCAGUCCUUCCCUCCCAGAAUUCAAUGUUUUCAGUCCGACGCGGGCCGUUCUGACCCUUUCGAAGUCGAUGUUCAAUGCCGGAUGCUUCUCUCUUCCUUACGCGUGGAAGCUUGGAGGACUCUGGGUAUUUGCCUUAUCUCAACACUUCGUAAGCUCUCUCCUUCUCUUUCCAGGUCUCUUUCGUGAUGUCGUUCGUUAUUGCCGGUCUCAAUUGGUACGGAAACCACGUUCUUGUCCGAGCCAGCCAGCAUCUAGCCAGAAAAUCGGACAGGAGUGCUCUGGAUUACGGUCAUUUCGCGAAGAAAGUGUGCGAUUACAGUGAUAUUCGGUUCCUCAGGAACAAUAGCAAAGCAGUAAUGUAAUGAUAGGUUUGAGAGAAGAUUUGGCAAAGUUAAUGCUUCAGGUACUUUGUGAAUGUGACCAUUCUGUUCUACCAGCUCGGAAUGUGCAGUGUAGCCAUUCUUUUCAUUUCUGAUAACCUGGUGAACCUGGUUGGCGACCAUUUGAGUGGAACUCGUCACCAACAGAUGAUCCUCAUGGCGACAGUUUCUCUAGUUUUCAUUCUUCUCACGAACAUGUUCACUGAAAUGCGAAUUGUUUCCUUCUUCGCUCUCGUUUCUUCAGUAUUUUUCGUCAUCGGUGCCGCUGUCAUUAUGCAGUUUACAAUCCAGUAAGUCGUAAGAAGCACGAACAUUCUCAUGUCUUUUGUUUCAGGCAGCCGAACCAAUGGGACAAACUGCCAGCCUAUACGAACUUCACGGGCACUAUUACUAUGAUCGGAAUGAGUAUGUACGCAUUCGAAGGACAGACAAUGAUCCUUCCGAUCGAGAACAAACUUGACAACCCGGCCGCCUUCCUUGCUCCGUUUGGUGUGCUCUCCACUACGAUGCUCAUCUGCACUGCAUUCAUGACGGCUCUCGGAUUCUUCGGCUACACUGGAUUUGGAGAUGCGAUCGCCCCCACCAUCACCACGAACGUUCCGAAGGAAGGCCUCUACUCGACAGUCAACGUGUUUCUCAUGCUUCAGUCGCUUCUCGGAAACUCCAUUGCCAUGUACGUCGUCUAUGACAUGUUCUUCAACGGAUUCCGUCGAAAGUUUGGAGCGAGAUUCCCGCAUGUCCCGAAAUGUUUGUCAGACAAGGGAUUUCGCGUGUUCUGGGUGUUGGUCACCUAUUUGAUGGCCGUGCUCAUUCCCCGCCUCGAAAUCAUGAUCCCAUUGGUCGGAGUCACUAGUGGAACUCUCUGUGCUCUAAUCUUCCCGCCUGUUUUCGAAAUGAUUACGUUCUGGACUGAUUGGAAGGUAGUCAUUCAACAUCGUUUCCGAGUUCACUGAACUUGUUUCUCAGGGUUUGCUCACUCAUCGUCAACGGAUGACGAAAAUCGCCGUGAACUGCGUCGUCAUCUGUAUUGGAUGCUUCGCCAUUAUCGCCGGAAUGUACGCCAACGUCCACGCAAUCCUCGAGUCGUUCUCGCAACCGGCAACCUAA